UAGCCGCCACCGCCCCCCCAUCACCAGAGAGCGCCCCCCGCUGGUCCCUAUGCAGCUGGAGAAAAGGGGACCCAUGGCAGUUUCCAGCCCAAGCAACUCAUACCUGUUUGACACGGUGGCAGACACUACGAGCAACUCCAACAGUGUGACCCUGAAAGGCUUCACCAUACACCGUGAGGAUGUGGUGGACAGUAAGGUUCUGGAGGGAGAGGACGGCAUCGUCACGGUGUCCACGCUGCACGUUUCAACGCUCGCACAUUCCCAGAAUUCCUUGCACCGCAGCAUCAGUGAGGUCAUAGACAAGAACACUGAGGAGGGCAGGAACGAGGAAUGGGAUCCUCACAGGCAGUGGCACGACAGCGGGAUGUUCAUGGAAGAUGAAGAGUUUGUCGACACCAUCAAAGGCUUCAGCACAGUAAGGAAAGAGCACACCAUGUUCACAGACACCAACCUGUAGCCUGCUCCACUGGACUGGGUGGACUAUAGAUCCCCUGACAGACGCCACUCCUGAAGAACGCAAGUCACUGGUGGACUGGGACCUCACUGGAAGUGGAUUGCUAAAGCUGUAGAUGACCCUGAGGAACACCACGGCAGAGGAUUGAACAGCCACAGCAACAACCACUGAGGAGGCAGUUAAUUUGUAACUCACUUUGUACAGCAUUACAAGCGUUUGGAUUGUAAUUAUAAAGCCAUAGGACAUCCCAUUACAUUAUCUAGAGCUAGCAGUCAUCUUACCUCUCGGUUAAAGACUCAGUAUUUCCUCUAGUAGCAUCUGUUAACAUAACACUGUUAACAUCUAACACCAGUCAGAGCUCUGAUCUAACUGCUGAAGGGAUUUAUUUGUGUGAAACGACAUAACACAACAUGAGGUUUCCACAAACAAAUGUCCAACAGAUUUUCUGACAGGGUCUGUUUUAAGUCAGUCUGUGGUUUUAUUUUGGCAGAACACUCACUGACAUUUCCUGGCUUUUACGAAAGCUUGCACCUGGAUCCCUUUAGCGAGUCAGUGGUGCAAUUUCUCAGUCUCUAAUAAGCACAGUCAGAAAAUGACUGAUGAGCUGGCCAGACUCUUAUUUUAUGUCAUGCACUAUAAAUGAUAAUACCGCCUACGCAGGCAAGCCCUGAGGGAAAUUAUUUUAUAAUCUGUGGCAAGAAAUAGCAUUUGGCUGUCACUUUAUCAUUUCACAACGAAAAAGUGAAAUGAACACCGACCAUAAGAAAGGAAAAGCAGGAAAAUCAAGCAACCUUGAAGCCUAUAUGAAUGUCACUUUAAGGAAUAGAACAGUAUGCUUGUCUACUUUCA
Messenger RNA from Alosa alosa (allis shad), 1303 nucleotides. RefSeq names its product usherin. The record is from RefSeq and is a predicted model, not a curated record. The transcript has 4 exons. Lineage: Eukaryota; Metazoa; Chordata; Actinopteri; Clupeiformes; Clupeidae. The coding region runs from base 50 to 457 and encodes 135 amino acids.